AUGGCAAAAAAUUACAGAGUUGGUGAUAAAUACUUCAAGAAAUGUCGGAAAACAGCUAUGCAAGAACUUGACGAUUGUUGGACUGACUCCCGAAACCAUGUACAUCAAUUUAUCGACGACAUAACAAGUCAUAUGAACGCAGCAAAUGAUGAGUUCAAACAGCUUAGAGAACAUUUUGCGAGGGAAACCCAGGUCAUUCAGAAACGUUUAGCCGAGUCUGAAAAAGCCAGGGAACGUUAUCGCAAAGAGAGGAAUGAAAUGAAAACAGAAAUCGAAAGAUUCAGACGAGAAGUAAAGCAAACUGAAGCGCAAGAAGAGCUUAGACGGGAGAUUGAAAAAUUGCAGAUUAUGUUCGAGCAAACAAAUAAAGAAUGGGGAAGAAAAUUGAAAGAAUCUGAAGAUUCAAGUGAUGAAAUAAUAAGGGUUCAAAAACAGAAAAUUGAACAGUAUGAACUGGACCUUAAAAAGCAAAAAGUAAAAGUAAAAAUUCUCGAGGAGCAGAUAGAAAAGAGCAAAUUUAGCUUCAGCGACAUAGAUAAAUUGACGGAAAAGCUAGAUGAAACUGAAAAGCAGCUGCAUGAUACAAACGACAGACUAAUUUCGGUUACCUUAAAACUAAAGGAGACAGAAAAAGAACUUGAUGACACAAAAACACGGUAA
Messenger RNA from Mercenaria mercenaria, 660 nucleotides. RefSeq names its product DNA repair protein RecN-like. The record is from RefSeq and is a predicted model, not a curated record. The transcript has 2 exons. Lineage: Eukaryota; Metazoa; Mollusca; Bivalvia; Venerida; Veneridae. Bases 1 to 660 code for a protein of 219 amino acids.